This is a messenger RNA of Panthera uncia (snow leopard), 1619 nucleotides long. RefSeq names its product zinc finger SWIM-type containing 1 (gene ZSWIM1). The transcript has a single exon. Gene Ontology annotation, molecular function: zinc ion binding. Bases 10 to 1380 code for a protein of 456 amino acids. NCBI's taxonomy places the organism in Eukaryota, Metazoa, Chordata, Mammalia, Carnivora, Felidae. The record is from RefSeq and is a predicted model, not a curated record.
CAUCUCCCCAUGGCCCUGACAAUGCUGAAUGAGCUCCUGAUUGAGGACCCAAACCCACCUAUGCUGCUGUAUCAGAUUAGCAAGACUGCUGAGUUAGAUACCCUCAACUACCAGAGCUGCUUUAUGCAAGGUGUCUUUGCCCAUUUCCCUGAGAUCUUAUUUAUCCACCGGACCUAUAACCCAGUGGGCAAGGUGCUAUAUACCUUCCUGGUAGAUGGACCUCGGGUGCAGCUGGAGGGUCAUCUGGCCCGGGCCGUCUACUUCGCCAUUCCCGCCAAGGAGGAUGCUGAAGGCCUGGCCCAGAUGUUCCAGGUGUUUAAGAAGUUUAACCCAGCAUGGGAGAGAGUCUGUACUAUCCUGGUGGAUCCCCACUUCCUCCCCCUGCCCACCCUCACUAUGGAGUUCCCCGCAGCCGAGGUCCUGCUCUCAGCCUUCCACAUCUGUAAGUUCCUCCAGGGCAAGUUCUAUCAGCUGUCCCUUGAACAGCCUGUGGAGAGGGUGCUCCUCACUUCCCUGCAGAGCACGAUGUGCUCGGCCACAGCUGGCAACCUGAGGAAGUUGUAUACGCUCCUGAGCAGCUGCAUCCCUCCGGCCCAGCUGCCCGAGCUCCACUCGCACUGGCUGCUCAAUGACCGCAUCUGGCUGGCCCACCGCUGGAGAAGCCGGGCUGAGAGCAGCCGCUACUUCCAGGGCCUGGAGGUCACCACCCGCGUCCUCAGCCAGUUCUUUGGCACCACCCCGUGUGUGGAACAAGGCGUGACCUUGCUGCUCCGAUACAUGCAGCAGAACUCUGGAGACAUGGCAAGCUCCAGCCUGGGCCUGAGUCCCCAGAACAACCACGCCCCCUUAGGCGUCAGCCCCGAAAGCCCCAGAGUGGAGCAGUUAGUAGAAGCCCGCAUCCAGCACUCCCUCAAUGCCAUCUGCACGGGGCCCGCAGCCCAGCUCUGCCUGGGGGAGCUGGCUGUGGUCCAGAAAUCGGUGCACCUCAUUGGCUCCGGCUCAGAAAAGGUGAACAUACAGAUCCUGGAGGACACCCAUAGGGUGCAGCCUCAGCCCCCUGCCAGCUGCAGCUGCUACUUUAACCAGGCCUUCCACCUGCCCUGCCGCCACAUCCUAGCCCUGCUCAGUGCCCGCCACCAGGUGCUCCAGCCCGACAUGCUGCCAGCCCAGUGGACAGCAGGCUGUGCUGCCAGUCUAGACGACAUCCUGGGCAGCAAGUGGAGUGAGACGCUGGAUAAGCACUUGGCCGUGGCGCUCCUCACUGAGGAGGUGAGUCAGCUCUUGCAGCACUGCAGCCAGGAGGAGUUCGAACGGAGGUACAGCACCUUGCGGGAACUGGCCGACAGCUGGAUCGGCCCUUAUGAGCAGGUCCAGCUCUGAUUACCCUGUGCCCGGAGAUGCUCACACACGCGUACACACUCACAUCCACCCCGACACACACACAGCAACAUGCACUCACACUGUUGUACUUCCAUGGGCCCUCCCUCCAGGAAAGGACAAGGCUCUUCUAUUCUACUGCAGACUGCUACCUAAAAUGUGUCUCGUUCCCGAAGACAGGAGUCAGCAAACUUUUUCUGUAAAGGGCCUAGCAGUAAAUACUCUAGACUUUGCUGGCCACA